AUGGCUGAAAAGAGGCUCUACGAUGCAGCAGUGGAAGGAGACGUAAAAUCUUUGCUCGAUUUACUCAAAGAAGAUCCAUUGAUUCUUGAUAGAGUUUCGUUUACGUGUUCCAACAAGACUCCUUUGCACAUAGCAACAAUAUGCCAACGCACGGCCUUUGUCCAAGAAAUUGUCCAAAGGAAUCCUCUACUUGCUGCAGAACUAGACUCCCAUCAAUCAUCGGCUCUUCACAUAGCAUCAGCAAAAGGCUAUGCCGAAAUUGUAAAAGAUGAAGAUGGGGAUACAAUAUUGCAUCUGGCUGUUAGGACUAUACAUUUUGAGACAGUCCAGUAUUUAAUGGGAAGUACUGGCAUAGAUGUGAAUGCAAAAAAUGCAAAUGGCCACACUGCAUUGGACAUUUUGGAACUAACUCCUACAUAUUUGAGGGAUGCUAAUAAUUAUUUGUCCAUUAAGAACUGUCUUCAGCCUAAAGCCUGCAACUCCAUCAAUCCUCAAACUCAGCCAAUAAAAUGGUUAACCAAGAAGCGCGAUGCCAUAAUGGUGGUGGCAAUUCUGAUUGCUACAAUGGCUUUCCAAGCCGGGGUGACCCCUCCGGGUGGCGUCUGGCAAGACAAUGCAACAGAUGAUUCCCACAAAGCUGGAGAAGCUGUAAUGGCGAGUAUUCAUCCUAAAGCGCUGUUUAUGUGGAGUUUGAUGGUUAUUAUGUGGUUAACAGUAACUUCAACUGCAGUUACUUAUGCAGUAUCCAUUGUUGUGGUUACACCAGAAAAGAAUAGGAAAUCACUGGGCAAUGUUAUUGAGAUCGGACUCAUAGUAUGGUGUAGCGUGAUGGCAAUUCUGCUUGUUGGGAACACUGUUAGGUUGGUCGACCGGUGGCUGCAGAAACGAGGAAUAACCGUGUGGAGGCCAAGAAGAUUUAGAGAUUUGGUUGAAGUACAAAACCGAAAUGUUAACCAAGAAGGUGUUUGA
This is a messenger RNA of Fraxinus pennsylvanica, 969 nucleotides long. NCBI's taxonomy places the organism in Eukaryota, Viridiplantae, Streptophyta, Magnoliopsida, Lamiales, Oleaceae. The record is from the annotation of a GenBank genome assembly.